AUGAAUGCAAGCUUAUGUUCAACCAGACCUAUGUGUAGACGUAUUGGUCUACACACUAAAAAAAAAGAGUGCUGCUCGACAACAAAAUCCAAAAGGAAAAUCAAGAAGAAGAAUGUAGGACUGAAGGUGAAACUGUUAGUUCUCAAUCAAGUCGACGAAGCAGAGCUGCUGCAAUUCAUAACCAGUCUAAAACGGGUAAUUUGCUUUGGUUGUUGUUCCAAUUCACCACCAAUUACUGAUGUUGACGAGCCAUCAAAGGGCCUUAGAGUACAAGGCCAGACUAUGAAGAUAUCUAUUCUUUUAGAUGAUUUUUGUGAAUUCUUUCAGAACCCUUUCAAAGAAAAAAGGUAGAGUUAUGAAGGUUUUGAAAGGUGGAGCCUCUCCCAGAUGGAUCCGGCCACUUCUUUAAUCUCAUGCCUGAACUUGUGAUCAAAAUAAAGGACAAGGAUGUUCGUUCUUAAGAUGAUCUUGUGGGAGAGGAAUAGAUUCCAAAUUUACAAUCACUCUUCAGGCGUCCACGCUCCGCCUAUUUCCCUCAGUCCCUCAUCCCCCGAAACCCUAACCCUUUGUGAGCCUGUGACGAGUAUCUCUGUCCUGAAACCCUAAAUAAAGUUUGAGGAGUUGGAAAUAUGGAUCCCGGUGGAUGCGGAGAUAUAUUUUAUGGAGUAGGGGUAGCAAGGCCGGAAAACCAGAUAUCCGAAAAUUUUGAAUGGUAGAUACUGAUAUCCGAAUCUGAAUCCGAAUCCGAAAUUUCGUGAGUCCGAUUUGGAUAUCAAAUCGGAUAUCCGAAAAUGUUGUGAAUUCAAAAUAGAUCUUUUUAAAAUCAUCAAUGAGUCACAAAAAGAACCGUUAUUCAAUUAUGGUAUAGUUGUAAAACAAAUAAUUUCUCUGUUCAUUUGUUCAAUAUAUAUAGACCAUAAACCA
Molecule: messenger RNA, 924 nt
Organism: Lactuca virosa
Lineage: Eukaryota; Viridiplantae; Streptophyta; Magnoliopsida; Asterales; Asteraceae
Source: the annotation of a GenBank genome assembly